This is a messenger RNA of Zingiber officinale, 1004 nucleotides long. RefSeq names its product coatomer subunit zeta-2-like. Gene Ontology annotation, cellular component: COPI vesicle coat. The transcript is spliced from 6 exons. Gene Ontology annotation, biological process: retrograde vesicle-mediated transport, Golgi to endoplasmic reticulum; intracellular protein transport; intra-Golgi vesicle-mediated transport. The record is from RefSeq and is a predicted model, not a curated record. The coding region runs from base 111 to 644 and encodes 177 amino acids. NCBI's taxonomy places the organism in Eukaryota, Viridiplantae, Streptophyta, Magnoliopsida, Zingiberales, Zingiberaceae.
GUCUCCAAUCUCUUUCUCCACUCAUCGUUAGUUGUUCUUGGAGGGUGCCUGGAUCCAGCAGCUGCUCUCGUCUUCUCGCCUUCAGUCUUCCCUCAUCAAGAGAUCUCGAAAUGGAAUCUUGUCCAUCCAUCAAAAAUAUCCUUCUUCUUGAUUCUGAGGGAAAACGAGUAGCUGUCAAGUAUUAUACAGAUGAAUGGCCUACGCUUGCUGCUAAAUUAGCUUUUGAGAAAUCUGUAUUCACCAAGACACUGAAAACAAAUUCCCGGACUGAAGCUGAGAUAACAAUUCUUGAUGGAUACAUUGUCAUCUAUAAAGUGAUUCAGGAUCUUCACUUUUUUGUUACCGGAGGAGAUGAUGAGAAUGAACUCAUUAUAGCAACGGUACUCCAGGGAUUCUUUGAUGCAGUUGGCCUUCUUCUCAGGAACAACGUUGAUAAAAUGUCUGCGCUUGAAAACUUGGAUCUGAUCCUUCUUUGCCUUGAUGAAAUUGUUGAUGGAGGGAUCAUACUGGAAACUGAAGCGAGUGUUAUUGCUUCAAAGGUAACAGCAAAUAGCCUUGAUGGAUCCACUUCCUUGUCCGAGCAGACUAUAUCUCAAGCCCUGGCGACUGCUCGUGAGCACUUAGCAAGAUCUCUUCUCAGUUAAUCUCUUUCAGGGAUAAUCAUUAUUCUUUGGCCAAGAAAUACUGGACCCGAUUAUUAUGAGUUGGGCGUCUUUCAUUUUAAAUCCAGAUGAAACUUUGGUCGUUGAGGGGUAAUUAGUUUCUACGUAUCGAAGAAAAGUAUUGGGGACCUAAGUAUUGUUUGAAUUCAGCACUGGCUUAUCCUGAUGACAUUUAGAAAACUGAAAUGGUUUUUUUUUUUUUUUUGUUAAGAUGUCUUGUUAUUUGAAUUGAGUUGCAAAGGAGAAAUGUUUUAAGAGAAAAAUAACUGUUGAAAAUUGGUUGUUGAUAAAUUGUUACCUUCAGAAAUAUUUGAAGAGAAAUGUGUUAUCCUUGGCUAUUCA